Messenger RNA from Sphenostylis stenocarpa, 432 nucleotides. Lineage: Eukaryota; Viridiplantae; Streptophyta; Magnoliopsida; Fabales; Fabaceae. The record is from the annotation of a GenBank genome assembly.
AUGGCGAUGGCUUUCAAAAUGGCGACUACUGGGAUGUGGGUGACGGAUGAGUGCAAGAACUCAUUCAUGGAAAUGAAGUGGAAAAAGGUGCAUAGAUACAUAGUGUUCAAGAUCGAUGAAAAGUCAAGGCUUGUGACCGUUGAUAAGGUGGGUGGUCCCGGCGAAAGCUACGGUGAUCUUGCAGCGUCCUUGCCCAACGAUGAUUGUAGAUAUGCCGUGUUCGACUUUGAUUUUGUCACCGUCGAUAACUGCCGCAAGAGCAAGAUCUUCUUCAUUGCAUGGUCUCCAACAGCAUCAAGGAUAAGAGCAAAGAUGCUGUACGCAACAUCGAAGGAUGGGCUGAGAAGAGCUCUGGAUGGAAUCAGCUAUGAAGUUCAGGCCACUGAUCCAACUGAGAUGGGAUUCGAUGUAAUUCAAGACAGAGCCAAGUAG